This is a messenger RNA of Monopterus albus (swamp eel), 395 nucleotides long. It is a transcript of the gene rps28, whose product is annotated as ribosomal protein S28. The transcript is spliced from 4 exons. Gene Ontology annotation, cellular component: cytosolic small ribosomal subunit; ribosome. The record is from RefSeq and is a predicted model, not a curated record. Gene Ontology annotation, molecular function: structural constituent of ribosome. Bases 60 to 269 code for a protein of 69 amino acids. Gene Ontology annotation, biological process: ribosomal small subunit assembly; maturation of SSU-rRNA; translation. NCBI's taxonomy places the organism in Eukaryota, Metazoa, Chordata, Actinopteri, Synbranchiformes, Synbranchidae.
AGCGGCGAUAUAUGCCGCCUGUGCACCACGUGACUUCCUUUCCAGUUUAACCUGACAACAUGGACACCAGCCGCGUGCAGCCGAUCAAGCUCGCAAGAGUCACCAAGGUGCUCGGAAGAACUGGCUCCCAGGGACAGUGUACACAGGUCCGUGUUGAGUUCAUGGACGACAGCAACCGCUCCAUCAUCAGGAACGUGAAGGGUCCAGUCAGAGAAGGAGAUGUGCUGACACUUCUGGAGUCUGAAAGAGAAGCAAGGAGGCUGCGAUAGUGCCCCCCGGAUGCCGAGGUGCCAGUCCAGUGCUGUGGAGCUGAGGAUGCCAUCAGUUUCGUUUGCAUUAGCCUAUGUCUCACCUGUUCACAUGUUUUGAAAUAAAUUUGGUUAAUGAGCUGAAAA